AUGACAUUCCCAGUAGACGAAUCCACUUCGCAAGACCUGCUUACGCUGCAAAGUAUCCUUGAAACCAGCGACCUAUCCACCAUCGAAACUUUUCGGAAACUUAUCCAGGACACUCUCCAGGCGCGUGCUGUCAGUGCUCGUAGACCAAUAGAUCAGGACGGCGAUUUUCCUGUGUUUUCCCUCGACUUUGGAGGUGAUCUUGAUGAUCAGGAAAAUGAUGUGCCCGCGCAGCGCUCAAGUCCUGAUCCGUGGGACGACAAUGAACCCUCCUUCAAUCUAGUCAUGCGUUCAACUCCCCGGCCCCAACUCCCAGUUUCGCCUGGAGUCGACGCUCAUUUCGACAGCUCUCUCCCACUGCCAGAUCUGGCGUCGGUUGAUGAAUCCAAUUUUGUCACACAAACCUCUUUCUACCAUCUCCCCUCUUUCGCCAAUGUCCGGAAUCUUUUCGACUAUCUCACCACCACUCGCAUAGUCAAGGCGUUCUCCGAAAUCACUGGCCAAGUCUCUUCGCGACCUCCCCGUCAGGUCGAAUGCAAUGUGCCCCAUCGCCUUGAACAACUUGUCUAUGUUCCCGACCUCCCCUCAUGGAUUGUCGAAUUCAUGGUAGAAAAGCGCAGGGAGAAUUUGAUGGCCAUCGAGCUCACCAAGGAUGAUUUGGAUCAAAUGAACGCGGGGCUGCGCUGCGCGAACUCGUGCCCAAUUGUGCGCUCUGAAGCCGAUGUGGAGUAUCGAGUCCGAGCCGGCCUAGCUCAUUCAGUGGUUGAAGCUAUGAAAAAGGUCUGUGCCUGGCUGUCCUCUGAUUUCUGCUGUCACAAAGGAACUGCUGCCGGCCCGGGCCCGACUUACGCCUACACCGAUUUGCAGAUCGCUGUAUUCCUCAUCGAAGUCAAGACAUUGCUCUCUAUUGCCGGAAACUUUAUCCUUCUCUUGCUCCGCCUAAGUCAGACCACGCUGGAUGAAUUAACAAGGAAACAUCCAAACUCGUCUGGCUUCGUAUUCGAUUUUGAAUACCCCUCCCUUUCCCACCUCAUCGACAGUCCUACACAGCCAGUAGUUCAGCUUUGGACGCAGCUUUCUAAUACACCAAGUGCAUAUUUCGCUAUGGGCUCUAGUGACGAAUACACAUUCUUCGUGGUGAAAGAUCCGGUAUUCAGCGACCGACUCUAUAUAUCUCCUUGCUUACGGAGCUUCCCAUCGUUAACGGGUCAUGAAGACUUGGAAGUAUCUCAGUCUGACGCGGAUACCACGAAAUUUGCGAGUGUUGUUAUGUUCUAUACCGCACUCCUCGCCAACGACGCCGAACUCCGGGCCGAGUUCUUCGAACGAUUUGCGAAGAGACUUGUAGCAAGAGAUGGUCUUCUGCACGUUGGUCCUGAUGAUGUCAACCAGUUUGCAACAGCGACUUCGGAACGAGAUAGGCCGGCGCUCGGCGACAGCCAGGGACCCGACGGCUCAGCCGCAAGUUGGAGGGAUGUUGAUGGGAAGAUGCUCGCUGGUGUUAAGUACUAUUACCCCGGCGAUGGGAAGAGGCAUAUGCCAGAGCGUAACUCCAAGAAUACGGACAAGGGGAAGGGGAAAGCUCCAGAAGUUUCAUUGGGGCUGGAAAAGAUCGAGAUGGUCAUGGCAAUGACGAAGGAUCGACAUUUCCUUGCUCCCGUUGACGAUUCCUCACUGCAAUCGCUUCAGACUACAAACAAUGUUGACAUCGCUUCCUUACUACCAGCAUCAGCGUUGCCCGCGCAUGCUGAUCCUGAACUCUCAAUCUCAAAAAGGGACAGAUACAGUUCUUACGAUCCUGAGGCUCCGGCUAGCGGAUCUUUGAGUGGAACAGGCAAUGUCGUUCAAUCAGAAGGAGUUUUCGAUGAAGAACAACGACCGAAGAAGCGUGCGAAACGAAGCUCGGCGCUAAAGCAGCCUGAUGUAGCUCCAGUGCUCCCCGCAACAGUGGCAGGCUCUUCGACGUCAACUCAUCCGGACUUGAACCAACGACACAAGUUGCGGCCCCGAAAACCACGACUUCCUGUCUCCGUUCGAUCUACCAGCAAUAGCAGCACCAGUGCUACGGGGAGAAAGAAGCUGAUGACAAAGGGGAGUGAUCAACGUUCAAAAGGCAAAGGGAAGGCAUAG
Messenger RNA from Mycena indigotica, 2127 nucleotides. RefSeq lists its product as uncharacterized. The transcript is spliced from 2 exons. Lineage: Eukaryota; Fungi; Basidiomycota; Agaricomycetes; Agaricales; Mycenaceae. The coding region runs from base 1 to 2127 and encodes 708 amino acids. The record is from RefSeq and is a predicted model, not a curated record.